Molecule: messenger RNA, 2805 nt
Organism: Procambarus clarkii (red swamp crayfish)
Lineage: Eukaryota; Metazoa; Arthropoda; Malacostraca; Decapoda; Cambaridae
Source: RefSeq, a predicted model, not a curated record
UGCCAUUUGACAAUCAAUGUCUGAAGCUGUCGACCAGAGUGUAGCUGGUGUGAGGUACACUUCCUGUGGUACACCUGUCUAGAGCAGACCCUGCACUGUCUGCGUUACUCCUGCCGUGGGACUCGUCCCCUGGCCGAGUAACUCGUCCCCUGACCGAGUAAUUCGUCCCCUGGCCGAGUAAUUCGUCCCCUGGCCGAGUAAUUCGUCCCCUGGCCGAGUAACUCUUUCCCAUUGUUUCCGAUGACUUUUUCAACUAGAUUAUGAACUGAAAUGGGAGUCGUCUGAAGUACCUUUCUGUGACUCCAGUUUCAAGGGCCCUGUACAGGUAGCAUCCGUCAGGUACACAUGGCUACUUUACAUAGCUUCUACAGAGACACAUAUGACUUUAUAAUGUGGUAAACACCAGUGCCACCUGUGAUAGGUAGUGUCACGGGGUCACUUAGUACAUCCUCUUGGUCAGUAUGGUGCCAUGGGGGGGGGGGGUAGUGUUGGCUGUCAGGUGUGGAGAAGAUGAGAAGAUGCUUGCUGUCAGGUGUGGUGGUGGUGAGAGGGUGCUGGCUAUCUUGUGUGACAGGUGUGUGGGUCCUAUCAUGCCAUUGGAUAACGAACGAGCAAGCUUCGUGAGCCAGAUGUUAGGAGUCAGAUGUGAAGGGUUAGAUGUUAGGUGUUAUAUGUGAGGGGGCCAGAUAAGGAGGAGGGGGACUAGAUAUGAGGGGCAAGAUAUGAGGGGAGAACAAGGACCGAGGAGAAUCUAGUCUGGUGUGUGUGUGAGAGUGGGAGAGCGAGGCACCCGUUAACCUCUCACAGUGGCGGGGAGAGAGCGAGAGUGUGCGUGUGUAGGUAGCGAGGCAGCGGCGAGGCAGAGGAAGGGAGUACCUCAUUGCUGGUCACGUUCCCUCACUCCACCCUCACACGCCACGCCUCCUGCCUCGCCCCACUCCUCCAGUGGCUCCUGAGGGAGGGAGAAGGGGCAAUAUUUACGUGAGGCGAAGGAAAGAAGGCAAAAAGCCUGUCGCCACCUUCCAUUCUCUCUCAGUCGUCCUCUCCAGCGCCACCGAUCCGGUCCCACGUCAAACGGGGAGUUUAUCUAACGUGUAUCCUGGAGUAGUCUACCCACCCGAGCAUACACAUCCAGUGUGUAUGAACUAUACAUGGCUAUACAUAAGGCUCUUCCAUCCUUAAGACUCAUCGGUGGGGAACAUUCUACCGAGCGACAGAACUCAGAGACAACACAGGACUCCACCCCCAAUAGAAGCCAUGAGUCCCUUACCGCCCACGCCCAUGGACGCUCCGACGCCCACGGACGACUCCGCGCCACCUGCGGAGUCGUACGCCCGCUCCAUUGUCUUCCUGGGAGUGGACAGGUCACCAAGCUUCGUGACGGAGUCUGCCCGACUACCCAGUCACCUGGCACCGGGUCAGGUCCUGGUGUUGGUGGAGCUGGCGACCAUCUGUGGGUCGGACCUUCACACCCUCAACGGCACGAGGACCACCGCACACCCGUGCGUGCUGGGCCACGAGGGGUGUGGUGUGGUGGUGAGGUCACAGCGAGUGGGGGUCAAGCCAGGUGACCGCGUGACCUGGGGCAUCUGUGCCGCCUGCCACACAUGUCUUCCCUGCUCCUUACACCUGCACAACAAGUGCACCUCACUCAUCAAGCUGGGCCACACCGUCGUAUCCUCAGCCACACUCUACGGCACCUACUCCACACACCUCCUGUGCCUUCCCAACACGCCCCUGGUGCCCCUCCCGCCGGCCCUCACGCCCACGCUCGCCGCCCCUAUCAACUGCGCCCUCGCUACAAUGGUCAACGCCUUCUCUAAGCUGCCGCCCACGCCCAAAGCGGGUCAACCGGGGGCGUCGGUGGCUUUGGUCCAGGGUGCUGGGAUGCUGGGAUUGUACUGUGUCUCGCUCCUGAGGGAGGCUGGCUACAAGAGGGUCUUCUGUGUCGACCACAACAGAACCAGGCUGGCCAAAGCCACAGAAUUCGGCGCUGCGAUCCUCCACCCUGAUAGUGAGGAGGAACUUAUUCAAGCUGACAGUGUGGACGUGGUGUUUGAAGUGUGUGGUGACAAACGGGUGGUUGGUCGGGGCGUGAGGGCGCUAAGGGCGGGAGGGACCUACGUGCUGGCCGGCCUGGUGCACCCGGACUCCCAGAUGAACCUCGCCGCCCAAGAACUCAUUCUAAAGUGCCUCACUAUAGUAGGUGUGCACAACUACACACAGCAACACCUGCAGGAGGCGGUCACCUUCCUCUCUCAACACCACCACCGGUAUCCCUUCGCCUCCCUUAUGGGCCCGACCUUCCCCCUCUCCGACUUCAGGAACGCAGUUGAAGUAGCUCGCUCGGGUCAGUUCCUGCGUGUAGCCAUUAACCCACAGCUAUAGCCUAUAGGUUCCGUCAGGGGACCCAUAGCCUCCGUCAAUCACCAGGGGCCCCAUAGCCUCCGUCAAUCACCAGGGGACCCAUAGCCUACGUCAAUCACUAGGGGCCCAUAGUCUACGUCAAUCACCAGGGGCCCAUAGCCUACGUCAAACUCAACCACCCAUCAGCCAGUAAACACUUACAUUCUGCCAUCUUUGUGACCAAGACGGAAUAUCCAACAUUCUGUCCCAGCCAUCUUGAGUCAUAGGGGAUUGGUAAGCCGCAGGGGCCCUAUUGGCCCACGUGACCACCUUACGGUUGUAUUUUCGGCUUAUCCAACAAAAACUGUCUUCACUUCUGUUCUGCCUUUGAACAUGUUCACAGGAACAACGAAACACAUCUCUUAGCGUCAGACCAUAAUAAAACUAAAAUAAACUUUG